AUGGUAUUAAAUGACUGCGCGGAUCCGGAGCAGGUGGGAUGUGGUUUUAGCGUGUUCAAGGAGGUAGACGAGGUGAUCGCCCUCAUAGCGGAAUUAAAGCGGUCAGAUGCGCCGGCGAGUCUCGUCGAGCGGAACAGGGACCGUUUCAACUUCAUCUUGUCCCAGUACCAGGAUCAGCAUCACCUCCUGGACCCGUACCUCGAGCAGAUCCUGGGAUCCUUGCUUUCGAUCAUCAAGGACGAUACGUGUCUGGAGAGCGUCAAACACAAUGCGUUCAAAUACCUGUUCAUCAUCAUGUCGGUGAAGACAUACAAGAGGAUCGUUACCUACCUCCCCCACGAGGUGGUGGAUCUUUUGCCUGUGCUGAGGAUGCUUGAGAAGCAGGAUCUGAACGAUGUGGAAACGUGGGAGACCAGAUAUGUCCUACUCGUCUGGUUGUCCAUCAUUUCUAAAAUACCAUUUCCUCUGUCUCGUUUGGAAACGUCCGAGAAAAUAGAUCCGGAACAAACUAUUAUUGUCAGAAUUUUAAAAGUCUGCAAAUUGUAUUGCUUGUCGAAAGACUCGUGUGCUGUGGCAGCUGUGUUUUUAAUAGCAAACUUUUUAACAAGAUUUGAUGUCAAGAAGUUAUAUUUAGAAGAAAUGAUUAUGUGGUGCUUAAAGUGUAUAGAAAAUGAUCCUUUGAAACAUGGGCCUCUGGCUGUAAUAGCCUCGAUAUUAAAACAUAGUGCUAGAGAAGAUGUCAAACCAUAUAGUCAAAUACUUCUCGAUAAUAUGUUGAAACUUCGGCUAAGUGAUAAUCCAGCGGAUCUUAUUAGAAAAUUUGGAAUAAAAGUUGUCCAACGCAUAGGUCUGGUACUAUUGAGAACAAAAUUAGCGUCCUGGCGCUAUCAGAAGACGAAUCGGCCGAUCACCAUUAUGCCUAAUGUUAAAGCGGAUAAUAUUGCUAAUACUGAAAGUAUAAAUGAUAUUAAAAAACCCAUUUCAAAUGACAAUGAAGAUCAGGAGAUUCCUCCUGUUAUUGAGGAUAUAAUAGAGCAACUUAUCCAGGGUCUUCGGGAUAAAGCGAUUACUGUAAGAUGGUCUGCAGCGAAAGGUAUUGGCAGAAUAACUGCGAGAUUACCAGUAGACUUAGCCGACGAUGUACUAGGAUUUGUAUUGAAUGUUUUUUCUGGGCGUGAAUCAGAUUCAGCUUGGCAUGGUGGUUGUUUGGCGCUUGCGGAACUUGGAAGACGUGGUCUAUUGUUACCUCAUCGUCUAAGCGAUGUCAUUCCCGUGGUGCUGCAAGCUCUAGUCUUUGAUGAACCCAGAGCUUAUGGAUCGAUCGGUUAUUUGAUUAGAGAUGCAGCUUGUUACAUAUGCUGGUCUUUUCCAAGAGCUUAUGAUCCACACGUUUUUGAAUGUUAUGUCAAAGAAAUUGCGGCGAUGUUGUUAGUUGUAACGUGUUUCGAUAGAGAGAUAAACUGUAGGAGAGCAGCAUCUGCUGCGUUUCAAGAAAACGUUGGGAGACAAGGCAAUUUUCCACAUGGUAUAGAUAUAUUGACUGUCGCCGAUUAUUUUGAAGUUGGCAUGCGGAGUCACACGUACCUCAAAAUUAGUGUACAAAUUGCACAAUAUGAAGAAUAUACAAAGCCUUUGAUAGACCACUUAGUAGCAAAGAAGGUUACACAUUGGGACACUGCAAUCAGGGAGCUUUCAGCCAGGUCACUUUUCAACCUGACGGCAGCUGAUCCACAUUACAUGAUAAAUACAGUACUACCGACCUUGUUGGACAUGCUGAAUUCUAUCGACUUGAAUGUUAGACACGGUGCAGUGCUAGCCACUGCGGAAAUUCUUGAAGCUUUAUACAAUCACUUUAAUGAUAAAAUUGGAAAUAUUAUUGGAGCAACGGCUGUAGAUGAUAUACAAAAUAUAGUACGAACUUUCAGAAGUAGAGGACAAUUUAAAGGUCUUGGAGGAGAGCUGAUGAAACAAGCUUGCGCUGUAUUGAUAAAAAAAUGUUCUGUCGUCCACUUUCCUAUUCAUUUCACAGACGUUGUAGAUGACUGGCAGAAAUUAUUAGAGGAGUGUUUGAGCCAUGAAGUAUCAGCAGUUAAAUUAAAAGCGGCCGAAGCGCACACAAACUUCUUUCUAGAAUAUUAUGUUGAUAUCGAUUAUGACGCCCGAAGUGCUGUAGUCAAUCGUUAUUUGGAGUCUUUGCAAUCGAGUAAUCAAUCCAUUAGAAUAGGAUUUGCACAAGCAAUAGGACAUUUUUCAUUAUUUGUAAUUCGUGAAAGAGUAAAAGACAUUAUAAAUUCAUUGAUCACAUGUACUCAUAUAUCUGAAAAUACGCUGAAAUGGGCGGAGAGUAGAAAAGAAGCUUUGCACUCUCUAACAAUGGUAUUGCAAACAUUGGGAAUUGAUGAAGCCGACAAAUGGCAACCGUUUGUGCCGGAUUUAUACGAGUGUUAUUUGUUAGCUCUUAAAGAAUAUACAAUAGAUAGUCGCGGAGAUAUAGGUGCUUGGGUGAGAGAAGCGGCUAUGAUUGGAUUACACGUGCUGACAAAUCUAAUAUCGCAAGCAAAACUAUUAUCUGUGUUGAACGAGGACUUGAUGGCUGAUGUGAUUGGCGGUAUCGCUCAGCAGGCUGUCGAAAGGAUAGACGGAAUUCGAGCUCAGGCUGGUACUGUAUUCAGUGCGCUUAUACACAGCGAUCCGCCACUUCCAAAUAUACCAUAUCAUAACGAAUUAAAAACUAUAUUUCCUUAUAAUGAAUGUAAGGAGACCAUUGAGUGGCGAAUGGAAUCUGCAACGUUUCCACGAUUUAUUAAAAUGUUAAGUUUUCCACCGUACAAAAUGAACUUGUUACACGGAAUUAUAUUUAGCGUUGGCGGCUUAAGUGAAUCAUUGGUGAAAUAUUCGAGUGUUUCUUUAUUUACUUAUCUGCAAGAGAUCGAUGAAGAGGGUUUAAAGGAUUUGUGUGAAAAAAUAUUAAAUAUAUUCGAGAAGAGUCAUAAAAAUGAAAGAAUGAUAACAUCGAUGCUGGCCUUCUUAGACCGUUUGCUGAGUUCUGGCUGCAUUCAGUCUGUUUUGGAUGAUGCAAACAAUACAAUCUCAGAGCGUGUAUUAACAUUAUUAAAACAUGAAAUAAAAUAUUCCAACAAUAUAAAACUGCUUAUUAGUAGUAUAAAUGUUUUCUGCCAGUUACUACAGGUACGAGGACCCGUAGCAAAGAGAGCGUUUUGCCAGUUGAGUAUAUUUUUGUGUCACAAAUACACGAGUUUAAGGAGAACAACGGCUAUACGUACUUAUGAAGCAUUAACUCUUUACGGAGAGGAAAUGGAUAUUGCAGAAGAAGAUUUAGCAAAUAUACUCGCAAAAUUAAAUGCGACCGAUUGGGAACAGCCAGUUGAAGAUUUACGUCCGAUCAGAAAUAAUUUGUGCGAGCUAAUGAAGGUACCUGCUCCAGUUUUGCAAACAAAAUCAACGAAUUAAGAAAGGCUUACGCGCAAAGAUUUUAACUUUUAUAUUUUAUUUUUAUGCUUAAUUGGCAUAGAGCAAAACAAAAUUUUAGCAUUAAUAUGAUAAUCAAGAUAUAUUGUAACAAUUUUCAUAGUUAAAUAAUACUGUUUAUAAUUUAAAAAAUUUUGUACAUAUGUACACAUAAAUUAUUUUGUUUUUCUAUCAUACAAACUUGUAGUUUUAUAAAAUGCAUUUAAUAAUUUCUAUCGCACAACAUACAAAAUAAACAUGUAAAAAAUAUUCCAGUAAUACUAAAAUAAAAAAUGCUAUUCAAAUUUUUAAGCAUUUAUACUCCCAAUUUAAUUCAAGUAUUUACUAAAAUUGUUAACAAUUUUAAAAUUUAAAAUUUUAUUUUAGCAUUUAUUAUAAUCAUACAUAUUCAUUUUCUGUUCAGUAAAAGUUGCUUCAGUUUUGCAAAUAAAAAACAGCGAAAAAUACUGGUUUAUGCGCGAAAAUGUUAGUUUUUUAUCAAAAUUAUAUUUUAUUUCUAUUUUUAUUUGCUUAAAUGCAAAUAGACAAAAUUUUAUCACUACUAUGAUAGUCAAGGUAGAGAUUGUAAUCAUUUUCACAGUUAAAUAAGAUUUUAAUAUUUAAAAUUUAAAAAUAUUGUACAUAUAUACAUAUAAAUCGUUAUCUUUUUUUUAUCGCAGACUUGUACACUUUGUAAAAUACAUUUGAUAAUUACUAUCACACAUUUUAUAUAGAAUAAACGUGUAAAAAUA
Molecule: messenger RNA, 4220 nt
Organism: Solenopsis invicta (red fire ant)
Lineage: Eukaryota; Metazoa; Arthropoda; Insecta; Hymenoptera; Formicidae
Gene: TBCD
Product: tubulin-specific chaperone D
Exons: 17
Coding region: 1-3471 (1156 amino acids)
Biological process (GO): bicellular tight junction assembly; microtubule cytoskeleton organization; adherens junction assembly
Cellular component (GO): lateral plasma membrane
Molecular function (GO): GTPase activator activity; beta-tubulin binding
Source: RefSeq, a predicted model, not a curated record